GUGGUGGUGGGUGAUAGAGUCUACAAAACAAUACAAAAAAUGGUGUCGUCCAGAUCCUAUCUGUGCUAUCUGUGACUUUGUUGAGCUUAACAAUGUUCUUUUCAGAGGUAUUGUGUACUGUCUUGAGCCGCAUGGGUUUAAAUUGUAAACGCUAGACACAACACAGGCAACCUUUUGUACGGGUUGACCAUUGACAUUGUAUGUCUAUAAAUUAAAAAACUCUAAUGACUUUUUUUUAAAUUGUUGAAUCUCCACCCCACCGAUCCUGACACUGCACAGCACACACUGCAUAGGAUUCCACUUGUUCUUCAUGGUUCUUCCUACUCCUGACCUGAGUCCUCGCCCUAGGAAAACUAAAGACUAAAGUUCUGGCUACAAAGUGAAGUUUGGUCGUCUGCUCGGUAAUCCCUGACAAGGAAUUCGAUCUGUACUUCGACCCAAGCCAAAGCAGUUGAAUCAGCCAUUUCUCUCAAUCUACAUACAUACACCAACACUAACAGGAAAAUUGCUUUGGAGCUAUGUACCCAGUGUAACUGAAGGGAGAAAGACUUGCAAUGGCUAACAGAUAUGAUCCCAACGGGGGUGACCCCUGCUCAGUCUUCUUCAAUGGAUUCGCUAACGACGUCAAACCAUCUGUUGUCAGUGCGUAUUUCCACGAGAAGGGUCACCCUAACCGAAUCCUCUACCAACGUAUUCAACCACAGCAGUUUCGGUUAUAUUUGGCACUGAAGUUUGAAAACCCUGAAUCUGCGAAGGAAGUCUGUGAAAAGUUUAACAAAAAGAUAAUUUUUGGCUACAAGAUUUUGCUCUCUUUCUUCAAGAAGACCUUUUUGAGGCGGAACUACUCGUCAUAUCCCUUUAUGCAGGAUCGACUUCGGAAGAUGCGAGCUCAGGCUGCCAGGAGGCCAUUCUGCUUCAAGAAAAGGUUCAACAGCCACCUCUCCCCAGCCCGGAACUUCAGGUCUCGAUCAAGACGACGAAGUCGCUCCUCCUCAAGCAACUCGGACAGAAGCAUCAGUCCGAAGAGAAAGCGAAGAACAAGAAGCAGAGAGAAAGUCAGCAGUAAACGAAGAGACCGUUCCCAUUCACGCUCUCGAUCAUCCAGAUCCUCAAGGUCUUCGUCAAGAUCUCGGACGCCCAACAGAUUCUCUCUCAGCCCAAGCAGUUCUAAAAGAUCAAACUCAAGUGUCGACCGCUUCAGCGAUAAAACAAGUUAUUCAAACAAACGAAAAGUACAAUCUAAAGUAUCCAUUGUGGACUCCAAAAAGUACAGCAAGAAAAGAUCCAGGUCUAUGUCUGAAACUGAGAAUUCCCCUACGAAAGGGAAACUAGUGUCCCCAUCACCUCAUAAGGAACGAUUCUUGAGUAACUUUUCUCCUGUAUCCUGUACAAGUGACGAUGACGCCAUGUUAGCAGCAAGUACGUCACCUAAACCAGCCCUCUGUCUAAGGACAAUGACAGCUAAGCAUGCCACUGUGUCUAUUCACCCUGAGCUGAAGGUGCAGAUGGAUGUAAGCAAUCACACUGCAAACUUAUUCUCCCCUAAGUCUAGUUCUCAUAGUAAGAGGGAAGAUUGGGAUGCCUCUGAAGGUGACUCGACACCCCUGGAAGGAACCCCUUCACCAAGGGGCCCAGGACUGGGACCAUUAUCCCAGCUGUCCCCUAAACCGAGCUACAGCGUCUAUGGUAAAGUGGGUACCUUCAAGGAAAUUAAAACAAUGGAUCGCCCGUGGCAACUCAAACCCCUCACUAUAAGAGAUGAGGGUUCAACAAGCCAGGUACCAACUCAGGUCGAAAUGCAAUCCUUCACUAUUUCCGUAGCAAACACCAAUGCCCCGUUUGACGGCAGCAACAACACGCAGGCGGGAAACCGCAUUGUCGUCCAGAACAAUCGGACAGAGACGCCUUAUAGUGUCCCUGCAAGUUGUGGGGCCGUGGGCAACGGACAACAACAAACCCUGACAUCACCAACGAGACCGCAAUCUCAUCCUAGCAGCCAUGAUGGGGGCUGGUCACCAAGUACUAGUCAACGGAUACAGAGUCCAACUGCAUCAUCAACUAUAAAAGUUAACGGCUUGAAGAAGCCAGGGCAGCCUGACUUCAACCAAGACAGGCUGGAGAGGCUGAAGACAAAGAAGGAGGAGAUAAUCAAGGCAUACAAGCAAGACUGUGACACGUUUGCCACUGUAGUCAGAAUGUUGAUCAGGAAAGAUGCCGGACUGGAACAACGUCUGCAACAAGCUCUCAGAGAAAACCUGACGGAGAUCGGUCAACGUUGCGUACAAGAACUACAGGAUGUUGUGGAUCAAAUGAAAGACUAGAGAAGAUGUUUCUACAAGACGUUCAUGUUGUUGCAGCCAUUCGUUCGCUGUAUCAGGAGUGGUACUUGUAUCUCAUUAGAUCAGGACUAAUUCUCACUGAUAAAGGGGCAAAUAUUUGUGGCAGAAGAAGCUGCCAUUGACGUUACUAGUGCAAAUGGUCAAUAAACAAAUCCAAAACCUUGUUUUCAUCCAAAAUCCUCCAAAGUAAAACUAGCCGGGACAUAAAGCUGUAGGUCCUGUGUGUUGUGUAAUGAAUGUACAAGAACCCAGUACACUUAUCAUUAUUGCAAGAAGGGGUUUGGCUGCACAACAUCAUCUUGUCACAAGGGGCUACAUUGGAUGCAAAUAAAUUGGUCUUAUAAAAUCAAGCAUAGCUUUAUAUACCUGUUAAGCAAAAUCAUGAACGCUUAGAAAAAACAAUCUUCUAUUGUUAUAGAAGGUUCUAGUACUACAGUCCUCAGUCUAACCAAAUCAAACAAAUCAUGCUGUUGCAGUUGAUUGGUGUGGAGUGUUUUGCGAUCAUUCUCUCUGAAAUUCAAGUGUGAACUGUGUUAUAGCAAAAGUUGAUAAAAUUAUGAACAAAAACAUCUUCAUUACACUUUUUUUUCUCAGUGGACCUGUUUGAAUUGUCUGUACACAAGUCAUAACCAGGCUUUGGGAUUUAUUUGUAAAUAUUUGAUGUCUUAUUGCCCAUAGGACAGACACUAUUGAUCAUUGUCAAAGACCAGUCUUCUCACUUGGUGUAUCUCAACAUAUGCAUAAAACUGCUAAACCUGUGAAAAUUUC
Asterias rubens (European starfish) is the source of this 3107-nucleotide messenger RNA. RefSeq lists its product as uncharacterized. The transcript is spliced from 10 exons. Bases 555 to 2321 code for a protein of 588 amino acids. NCBI's taxonomy places the organism in Eukaryota, Metazoa, Echinodermata, Asteroidea, Forcipulatida, Asteriidae. Gene Ontology annotation, biological process: negative regulation of gene expression, epigenetic; protein localization to heterochromatin; negative regulation of DNA-templated transcription. Gene Ontology annotation, cellular component: nucleoplasm. Gene Ontology annotation, molecular function: nucleic acid binding. The record is from RefSeq and is a predicted model, not a curated record.